Messenger RNA from Colletotrichum phormii, 1527 nucleotides. Its product is annotated as cytochrome P450. The record is from RefSeq and is a predicted model, not a curated record. NCBI's taxonomy places the organism in Eukaryota, Fungi, Ascomycota, Sordariomycetes, Glomerellales, Glomerellaceae. Bases 1 to 1527 code for a protein of 508 amino acids. Gene Ontology annotation, molecular function: oxidoreductase activity, acting on paired donors, with incorporation or reduction of molecular oxygen; monooxygenase activity; iron ion binding. The transcript is spliced from 6 exons.
AUGGCGUCGGCUUACAUACUCACCGUCUACUUCCUAGUAGUGGUCUUCGCCGGUCUUCAACUCAAACAGAAGAUCAAGGCUCUCAAGUCUCCUCUGAGGAAACUCCCUGGGCCAUGGUAUGCCCCUCUCACAACAUUACAUCUUCGUUACCUCUUCUCGACCGGCACCAUCUGGAAGUUGGUAGAGAGAAGUCACAAUAAGUAUGGAUCGAUUGUCCGACUCGGUCCCCGACAGAUAUGGAUCUCCGACAAGGAGGCCAUGAAGCAGAUCUUGGUCAAGACGGAUCUUCCAAAGGUCGCCAUGUAUGCCGAAAUUUCCAGAGACAAGUUCAGCCCUGGGCUUUUUGGUGAGAUUCGCCAAGAGCCGCACAGGCGCCUCAAACGCUUCUUGUCUCCAGCGUUUACGGUCAACUACAUCGACAACCUUGAGAUGUUCUUUAAGAGCACCGUUCGUGAUGUGCUCAACAAGUACCAGUCACAGAUCAACGAAGACCUGGUCUACCAUGCCAAGAAGGGCAUUGAGGUCGACCUGAUGGAUGACCUUCACAACGUAGCCCUCGACAUCAUGGGAGAAUGUUCAUUCGGAAAGGGGUUCGGACAAACCAACCCUGACAGCUUAAUCGAAGAUGGAGUCGACGAGAAGAUCUGGAAAUCCAUUCCUCGCUCUAUCUUUGAUGGCCUCAGCAAGCGGUACCAGACCGUCUACGUCAAGAAGUUCUUUCGCGCACUGGGAAUCGACCUGCAAUUCGACUGGCCUGCCGAGAUGAUCACAGCCAUCGACGCUGUCGUCCAGCGACGAAAGCGCACCUCUGAUUUCGAGCGCCGAGACCUCCUCCAGCACCUCAUUGAAGAAGGCAAAAAGCCGGACACCGGCACUAGCAUGUCUGCCCGCGACAUCGUCGACCAAAUGGCUGAGAUCCUCCUUGCCGGUUCCGAGACAACAUCCGGCACCAUCGGCUGCCUCUUCCUCGAACUCGCCCGCAACCCCGACGUCCGCGCAAAGCUCUUUGCCUCUCUCCCAUCCAAGGGCUUCAAUGACGAAAUUGUCACCAGCAAAUCGGUCCGUAACGAGGAGGAAUACGAGUAUCUUGAGGCCUGCAUCAAGGAAAACCUACGCCUGCACCCCAUUGCGUCGGAGAUGGGCCGCCGUACUGGCAACCAGUGGAUCAAUCUCUGUGGUUACGACCUGCCCCCUCAUACCGUAGUCUCAGCCUCCUACCGCGAUCUUCACCGCAAAGAGGAUUUCUGGCCCCAGGCAGAACGGUUUUGGCCCGAGAGGUGGCUGUCUGACGACAAGAGAGACGGAGCUCCUGCACCUGAUCUGGAUGCGUACUACCCCUUUUCUGGAGGCAAGCACUCUUGCAUCGGAAUCAACUUUGCAUGGGCAGAGAUGAGGAUGGUCGCCGCCAACCUUCUACAAAGAUUCGAUGUGCUCGAAGUUCCGGGCCAAGACAUCGACUUCCGCCAGUAUAUCACCAUGCAGUUUGCAACUGGUCACUGGAAGGUUAUGCUCAAGCCGAGAAACUAA